GGUGCCUCUGGCGCUGGGGGGGGGGGCACGCUGUGCCCCUCCGCACCCUGUGCCCAUCCGUGCUGGGGAGCAGGGGCAGGACUGAGCAGAGGGAGCGCGGCUGAGUGCACAUGGAGAAGGAAAUGAAAUAAUCCAGGCAGCAGGGAUGAGGCAGAGCCCAAGGAAACCAUGGCAAUGUCAGGUGACUGCCUCGGGAGCGAAGCUCAGGAAGAAGAAGCUGUGCAGGCCAGCGAGGCAGAGCUCCUGCAGGAGGGAGUGCAGCCGGAGGAGUUCAUUGCCAUUGCAGACUACGCCGCCACUGAUGAGAACCAGCUUAGUUUCUUGAGAGGAGAGAAAAUUCUCAUUCUGAGACAGACGACUGCAGACUGGUGGUGGGGUGAACGAGCCGGCUGCUGUGGGUACAUUCCGGCGAACCACGUGGGCCGGGCCGUGGAGGAGUACGACCCCGAGGACACGUGGCAGGAUGAGGAGUACUUCGGCAGCUAUGGGACUCUGAAGCUGCACCUGGAGAUGUUGGCUGACCAGCCUCGCACAACCAAGUACCACAGCGUCAUACUGCAGAACAAAGAGGCCCUGGAGGGCAAGGUCAUCCUGGACGUUGGCUGUGGAACUGGGAUCAUCAGCCUCUUCUGUGCCCACUAUGCACGCCCCAAGGCAGUGUAUGCGGUGGAGGCCAGUGAGAUGGCACAGCACACAGGCCAGCUGGUCCUGCAGAAUGGCUUCGCUGACACUAUCACCGUGUUCCAGGAGAAGGUGGAAGAGGUGGUACUGCCCGAGAAGGUGGACGUGCUUGUGUCUGAGUGGAUGGGGACCUGCCUGCUGUUUGAGUUCAUGAUCGAGUCCAUCCUGUUUGCCCGGGACGCCUGGCUGAAGGAGGAUGGGGUCAUGUGGCCGAGCUCGGCCGCACUGCACCUCGUGCCCUGCAGUGCUGACAAGGACUACCACAGCAAGGUGCUCUUCUGGGACAAUGCCUACGAGUUCAACCUCAGCGCGCUCAAAUCUUUAGCCAUUAAGGAGUUUUUCUCAAAGCCCAAGUACAAUCACAUUCUGAAGCCAGAAGAUUGUCUGGCUGAGCCGUGCACCAUCCUGCAGCUGGACAUGCGGACAGUGCAAAUCUGCGACCUGGAGACCAUGCGGGGUGAGCUGCGCUUUGACAUUCAGAAGGCGGGCACCCUGCACGGCUUCACUGCUUGGUUCAGCGUGCACUUCCAGAGCCUGGAGGAUGGCCAGCCACCGCAGGUGCUGAGUACCGGCCCGCUGCAUCCCACCACACAUUGGAAGCAGACACUAUUCAUGAUGGAUGACCCAAUACCCGUGCAAGCAGGAGACGUGGUCACAGGCUCAGUGGUGCUGCAGAGAAACCCCGUGUGGAGAAGGCACAUGUCAGUGGCCCUCAGCUGGGCGGUCACCUCACCACAAGACCCCACAUCUCAGAAGGUUGGAGAGAAAGUCUUCCCCAUCUGGAGAUGACAGCUGUGUGGUCCACGAUCCUCCUGCCUGCAGGGCACGCGGGGCCCUGGGUGACCCUACCGAGCCCUG
Messenger RNA from Ochotona curzoniae (black-lipped pika), 1539 nucleotides. It is a transcript of the gene PRMT2, whose product is annotated as protein arginine methyltransferase 2. The coding region runs from base 169 to 1470 and encodes 433 amino acids. Gene Ontology annotation, cellular component: nucleus. The transcript is spliced from 11 exons. Gene Ontology annotation, molecular function: protein binding; protein-arginine N-methyltransferase activity. The record is from RefSeq and is a predicted model, not a curated record. Lineage: Eukaryota; Metazoa; Chordata; Mammalia; Lagomorpha; Ochotonidae. Gene Ontology annotation, biological process: peptidyl-arginine methylation.